Molecule: messenger RNA, 1747 nt
Organism: Oryza sativa Japonica Group (Japanese rice)
Lineage: Eukaryota; Viridiplantae; Streptophyta; Magnoliopsida; Poales; Poaceae
Product: sugar transport protein MST1-like
Biological process (GO): monosaccharide transmembrane transport
Cellular component (GO): membrane
Molecular function (GO): monosaccharide transmembrane transporter activity
Source: RefSeq, a predicted model, not a curated record
CGCACAGUACUACCUUGCAAGUUCCAACCAUUGUUAUAGGCAAUCUGAUCAGAGCAAGAGAGCACACGUUUAGAAAUGGCCGGAGGAGGAUUUGCCGCCGCCGGCGGUGGCAGUGCUCGCGACUACGGCGGCGGCAUCACUUUCUCCGUCGUGGUGACCAGCCUCAUGGCCGCCUCCUGCGGCCUCAUUUUCGGCUACGAUUCUGGCGUCACAGGUGGCGUGACGCAGAUGGAGUCAUUCCUGAGCAAGUUCUUCCCCGAAGUGCUCCGUGGGAUGAAGAGCGCGAGGCGCGACGCCUACUGCAAGUACGACAACCAAUGGCUCACCGCCUUCUCGUCGUCGCUCUUCAUCGCCGGCACGCUGUCCUCCCUGGUGGCGAGCCGCGUCGCCAGGGCGGUGGGCCGCCAGGCCAUCAUGCUCCUCGGCGGCGCCAUGUUCCUCACCGGCUCCAUCAUCAACGCCGCCGCCGUCAACAUCGCCAUGCUCAUCAUCGGCCGCAUGCUGCUCGGCUUCGGCCUCGGCUUCACCCUCCAGUCAGCUCCGGUGUAUCUGUCUGAGACGGCGCCGGCGAGGUGGCGCGGCGCGUUCACGUCGGCGUACAACGCCUUCGUCGUGAUCGGGAUACUGUCGGCGACCAUCACCAACUACUUCACCAACCGCAUCCCGGGGUGGGGGUGGCGCGUCUCGCUCGGCCUCGCGGCCGUCCCGGGCACCAUCAUCGUCGCGGGGUCGCUCUUCAUCCCGGACACGCCCAGCAGCCUCGUCCUGCGCGGCCACCACGACCGCGCCCGCGCGGCGCUGCAGCGCAUCCGCGGCGCCGGCGCCGACGUUGACGCCGAGCUCAAGGACAUCGUCCGCGCCGUGGACGAGGCGCGCCAGAACGAGGCCGGCGCGUUCCGGCGGCUGUUCAGCAGGCGGUACAGGCACUGCCUGGCGGUGGGGCUCGGCAUACCGGUGUUCUACGAGUUCACCGGCAUGAUCGUCAUCUCCAUCUUCUCGCCCGUGCUGUUCCGCACGGUGGGGUUCAACAGCCAGAAGGCCAUCCUCGGCUCCGUGAUCAACAGCAUGACCAACCUCGCCUCCACGCUGCUGUCCACCUCCGUCAUGGACCGCACCGGCCGCCGGCCGCUGUUCAUCGUCGGCGGCGUCGGCAUGAUGCUCUGCGAGGUGGCCAUCUCGUGGAUCAUGGCGGACCAUCUCGGGAAGCACCAGGGGGUGACGAUGCCGCGGAGCUACGCGACCGGGGUGCUGGUCCUGAUCUGCCUCUGCACGUUCAGCUUCGGCUUGUCGUGGGCGCCGCUGAGGUGGGUGGUGCCGAGCGAGAUCUACCCGGUUGAGGUCAGGUCGGCGGGCCAGGCGCUGAGCAUCUCCGUCGCGCUCUGCCUCUCCUUCGUCGAGCUGCAGGUGUUCAUCGCGCUGCUCUGCGCCAUGAAGUACGGCGUGUUCCUCUUCUACGCCGGCUGGCUCCUGACCAUGACGAUCUUCGUCGCCGCCUUCCUGCCGGAGACGAAAGGCAUGCCGAUCGAGGCCAUGCGGUCCGUGUGGGAGCGGCACUGGUACUGGAAAAGGUUCGUCAACGACGGCGACCACCACGACGGCCGUGUCGUCGCCGACGAGGGUACCGAUUAAACAUUUAUCCGGUGAUUUGGUGGUGUGAUGAACCGUGUGAUGUAUGUGCAGCUGCACGGCUGUGGCCGUUGAGCAUGAUCUAACAUUUCAGUGGCAUACAUUGCCCAUUCUUGAUUAA